CCCCUCUCCUUAUCUGCACCGCGUGUGGGGAAAUUGUCGCAUCGGGCAACGCCGAUAAGAUAGACAACUCCACAGCGCAUACGAUACGACAGGAUCGCCGAAUGAAUCCUUCGAGAGAAGCGGAGAAAUGUCCGAGAUAGGACCGUGGAGUAUAUCUAUUACCAAUGAUAGACACAUUUUGCCCCGCCUCGUCAUACGCAUGUUGUCACUUUAACACAUACCCGCCAUGUCUCGCACCGUCCGUGUCGCCGCCGCCCAGAUGGGCACGACCAACGUCUGGGAUGCCCGACCUGAUACCCUAAAUCGCAUGAUCGCGCUGCUGAACAAUGCCGCGGAUGGAGGUGCACAACUCGUCGUUUUCCCGGAGACAGCAUUCACCACGUUUUUCCCACGGUAUAUAAUCCUGGACGAAAACGAGCUGGAAACAUGGUUUGAGCACGGCGACAUUCGCACCGCCCCCAACACGAAAGCACUGUUCGAUACCGCGCAGAGCCGGUCUGUGGAUAUAGUUGUAGGGUUCGCGGAAACGACCGACGCAGGUGAUCACUACAACACCUGCAUAUACUACCAUGCCGCCACGGGGUCCAUCCUGUCUAAGUACCGCAAGAUCCACCUCCCAGGCGAUAAGGAGCCAUUCCCUGACCCCGAGGCCGUGAACCAGCUCGAAAAGCGAUACUUCCUGCCGGGAAACCUGGGAUGGCAGGCGUUUCGCGUGCCCGGUCUGGUCGAUCCUGCAGGACAGAGCGACCCCAUCAUGGGGAUGAUGAUCUGCAACGACCGACGCUGGGCGGAGUCGUGGCGGGUUCUCGGACUGCAGGGAGUGGAAAUUGUUCUGGUUGGGUACAACACGACCAGCUUUGCGCCGUCGCUGUGGGGCGUGGCAGCGGAUAUUGAUCCCAAAGAGGCAGAGGAGAUAUCCCUGUUCCAGCACAAGCUGGUCAUGCAGUGCUACAGCUACACCAAUUCCUGUUUCUCCGUGUCUGCCGCGCGAGCUGGUCUAGACGAUGGGAAGUACCCGCUGAUCGGGGGAUCGACUAUCAUCGAUCCAGAGGGGCGUUUGCUAGCUGAAAGCAAGACCACAGAGGAUGAGGUCAUCAUAGCCGACUGCGAUCUAUUGCUCUGCCGGCCAGGAAAGACCAGGACGUUCGACUUCGCGCGCCACCGCCGCGUCGAGCACUACGGACGGAUCGUCCAGCAGACGGGCGUGAUUGAACCACCUCAGGAGACAGCCGUGGGGCCCUGCGUUGAGACUCAUGCGGCACAACGCCCCUUCGGUCGCUAUCGCAUUCUCCUCAUCAACCCUAACUCUUCCAAGUUCAUGACCGACAACUGUGUUGCGUCCGUACAGCCCACUCUCCCCCCCGACGUUGACGUCGUCGGCUUCACGGCACCCGAGCCAGCCCCAACCGCCGUGGAAGGUCACUCGGACGGGAUUCUCUCCGCGGCAGCAACACUCCGCGCGCUGCUGCCUAUUACAGAGAAUUACGAUGCGUUUGUCAUCGCAUGCUACAGCGAUCAUCCGCUCAUUUACGCACUGCGCGAGGAAGUUCGCGCCCCGGCCAUGGGAAUAAUGGAGGCCAGUCUCUUUGCCGCCCGAACAGUCGGGACUAGAUUCGGCGUAGUCGCCACGUCGGCACGGUCAGAGACGAUGCACGCGGACGCAGUCCGACGGUAUGGAUUAGACGCAUUCUGUGCGGGGAUCAAGAGCAGCGGACUAUCCGUGCUGGAACUGGACAGCGCAGAUGAGAAAGUAGUAGAGGAGGCCAUGUGUAGGACGGCUACGGAACUCGUUCAGCGUGGAGCGGAUACCAUCACGCUCGGCUGUGCCGGGAUGACAAAUUUGAAGGAAGCGGUGCAGGCUGCCGUUGGAGAAGACGUGCCUGUGAUUGAUGGUGUGGUGGCGGGCGUGCAUAAUGUUGUUGGAAUUCUGCGGAGUGGACUGUGUACGGCGAAGAGAGGAGGCUACUCUAGUGCGAAGGCGCAGAGAGUGGUGAGGGGUCAGGAUUUUCUUUGACUUCUUUUGAGGCAUAUUCUGUUUUCCUGCGGGUUGGCU
Messenger RNA from Aspergillus candidus, 2053 nucleotides. RefSeq names its product carbon-nitrogen hydrolase. The record is from RefSeq and is a predicted model, not a curated record. Lineage: Eukaryota; Fungi; Ascomycota; Eurotiomycetes; Eurotiales; Aspergillaceae. The transcript has a single exon. The coding region runs from base 227 to 2014 and encodes 595 amino acids.